Molecule: messenger RNA, 1800 nt
Organism: Serendipita indica DSM 11827
Lineage: Eukaryota; Fungi; Basidiomycota; Agaricomycetes; Sebacinales; Serendipitaceae
Source: the annotation of a GenBank genome assembly
AUGGACAUUUCCAGCAGCACUCAAGCCGCCCAAAAUACAAGCGAAAUCUUUGUUGAUCCGCUCCAAGGGAAUCCGCUCGUCUGCUACGUACAUAGCGAUGUCAAAGACCGUUUAGAACUCGUGAAACAAAUCCAGAAUCAUGGAGGCAGCACUUCAACUUCUUACACAAAUGCGACCUACAUACUAGUCGAUGCAACGUCAAUUGAGGGGCACAACCUCUAUAUCAUGUUCAAUAACACCCGCAAGUCCAAGACGGUGCUAGAUUCGCGAUGGGUCAGCGAAUGCAUCGAUGCAGGAAAAGUAUUAGGCUUUAGAGAUGACUGGGGAGGCUGUCGCGUCACUGGAAAAGAAAGGGAGGAGUUCCUCAAUAAGCAGCAAGAAGAAGCUGAACAGAUUGACGAGUCACCGGAAAGGGACGAGCUUGGGGAUGAAUCCGACGUUUUGGACCCCGGCUCUACCCAGGACACGCCCACAAGUCCUGAGCACCCUGGUGCCAAUUCCGAAGCUGGAAGACUUCCUCAUACAAUGUAUUAUGGUGGCCACCCGCUGAUGUAUGGCUAUCCGGCUCGUCCAGGAAACGGCGCAGCUCCUAUACCUACCCCGAUGCCCUGGCCAUAUCUUCCAAACGGUCAACCCAUGCCUUUUGCGAUGGGAAUGCCGAUGUUUGCUCCUCCUUUCAUGCAUCAGGAAGGGCAUGAAGGUCAACCUGCAGCAGUACCAGGUGCCUACCCGACCUACGAUAUGCAACAGCUACAAGCCCAGGCACAAGCCUAUUCAAACGCCUGGAUGUCAUUUUACCCACAAAUGGAUCCCGCUGCGUAUGCAAGGCAGUUAGAAGAAAGCGGCUUUCAGCUCGCCGUUGAGGCCGUACAAGGACAAGAGCAAACAGCGGUGGCGAGCAGCGUGAAAUUGGCACUGAAAACGUCGGGUCGUCCAGCGCGUUCACCAACUCCACCGACCAGAGUAGUCAAGUCCAUGUACGGUGGAAAUCUGUUCACCGAAGACGACGUUCAGUACCUCAAGCGAUAUAUUGACUAUUGUCAAGAGCAAGGUCUCUUGCUUAGUUUACGAGAAAUAUGUGAACGACUUGCGGCAAAGGCGCGCAAUUAUCUUUUCGCUCCUCAUCAUACUUUCUUCAGCUGGAGGCGAUAUUGCAACAAACAUCAGAUUCGACUGGGGGCAUACACUCUUGAAGAUCGCAACUCCGGGAAUAAUAGCGGCGAAGAGGAACAGAGUAGCGAUGAAGAAGCAAAUGGCCAGUAUAGGUCUAUACCUAGCACAUCGACGCCCUCAGGCAGGAGAUCCCCAACGCCUCCGAAAACUCUCUACAAGAGCACCACAGGAAAAGGUGUUGCAUUCACUCCUGAAGAUGUCAAGUUUCUCAUGGACUAUCUUAAGUAUCGAAGGGAGUCCACCGAGAAUUUGGACAUGGUCGAAUUCUGGAAUGACCUUGCACGCAAGGCGCCCCACCACUCACGAGCAUCUUGGAUGAAGUACUGGAGGCGACAUCGUCAUGAGCUUGAACCACAUGAAGACGACAUACAAGUCCCCGUGGUCAGUAGCCCAUCGAAAAAGGCGCGGUAUACUCGCAAGGAUGACAUUCUCCUCGCUCAUUAUUUCAUCGAAUUCGAGAAUUCCGAGACGGCAAUGAAGAAGACGUCCGACAAACUGUUCCAAGAAUUCGCUGUCUUGCAUCCUCAUCACCCGUGGAAAGGUUGGCAAGAGCAUCAUCGACUGCACAAAGCGCAGAUCGAUCAUAUUAUAAAACAAAUCAAAGAAGGCGCUCUUCUACGAGAGUAA